Messenger RNA from Pterocles gutturalis (yellow-throated sandgrouse), 1060 nucleotides. Its product is annotated as transcription factor TFIIIB component B'' homolog. The record is from RefSeq and is a predicted model, not a curated record. The annotation marks the transcript as partial. Gene Ontology annotation, biological process: RNA polymerase III preinitiation complex assembly. The transcript is spliced from 7 exons. Lineage: Eukaryota; Metazoa; Chordata; Aves; Pterocliformes; Pteroclidae. Gene Ontology annotation, molecular function: TFIIIC-class transcription factor complex binding. Gene Ontology annotation, cellular component: transcription factor TFIIIB complex.
AUGCCCAAUCUUGUCAAACCCAGAGCUGGACCUUCAUCUGCUCAGCGUUCUGCGUCAAAACCACAGAGGCGAGCAUCACAGGCUUCUGAUGGCAGUGCUUCACUUCAGAAGGAUUCCUCUCCAUCAGAAAAGAGUAUUAUUGAAAGCUCUUUAAGGUCUCCCAUGCUGCCUGAAAAGAAAACGCCUGUGCCACAAGUGCCACAGUUUUCCCCACUAAAAAAAUCGGUGAACAAAGAGCAAACUGUAGGUGUAGCUGCUCAAAAAAAUGAUGACACCUUGCAGAAGAAUGUACCCUCCCUGCUCAAGGAGAGACCAACACAGGAAAGAUCUGGUACACAGGAGGAAAAGCUGCUUACAAAACCUAUUCCUGUAAAAGAGAAACGAAUGUGUUCUGACCGUGAAAGGAUCCUCAAAGCUCGGAAAUUAAGAGAAAUGCUUAAAGAAGAGCUGAAGAAAGAGCGGAAACAGUUGAAGCACAGGCCUCCAAUAAUUGAAGGACGUUCUCCACCAGAUCGUUCUAAAAUGACCAUGAGAGACUUGAUAUACUAUCUGCCAGAAAACAAUCCUAUGAAGUCUUCAUUGGCAGAAGAAAAGAGAACAGAAAGAAAUUCUGCACUGGGUCAAAUGAAAGAACAAGAAGAGAAAAGUACUCCUAAUCAUGAAGAGGAAGAUGAGGAGCAAGAAGCAGAGGAUGGAGAGGAGAGUCAGGAUGGUCCACUUCUAGUUCCUCGUGUGAAAGUAGCAGAGGAUGGUUCAAUUAUUCUGGAUGAAGAAAGUUUGACUGUAGAAGUUCUAAGAACAAAAGGUCCAUGUGUUGUAGAAGAAAAUGAUCCUAUUUUUGAGCGUGGCUCUACAACUACGUAUUCCAGCUUCAGGAAAAGUUUUUACACAAAACCAUGGUCAAAUAAGGAAACAGACAUGUUCUUUUUAGCUAUCAGUAUGGUAGGAACAGACUUCUCCUUGAUUGGACGGCUGUUUCCUCAUAGAGCCAGAGCAGAAAUUAAGAACAAGUUCAAACGUGAGGAAAAAGCUAAUGGAUGGAGGAUAGACAAAGCUUUCA